AUGAGCCGUAUGGCACUGAUGCCACCUGUUGCAUUGCAUGAGAGCAUCUCCCUCAGUUCCUCCCUCAGUUCCUCCCUCAAUUCCUCCCUCCCUCAGUUCCUCCCUCAGCUCCUCCCUCAGUUCCUCCCUCAGUUCCUUCCUCCCUCAGUUCCUCCCUCAGUUCCUCCCUCAGUUCCUCCCUCAGUUCCUUCCUCCCUCAGUUCCUCCCUCAGUUCCUCCCUCAGUUCCUUCCUCCCUCAGUUCCUCCCUCAGUUCCUCCCUCAGUUCUUCCCUCAGUUCCUCCCUCAGUUCCGCCCAAAGUUCCUUCCGCCCUCAGUUCCUCCCUCAGUUCCUCCCUCAGUCCUUCCCUCAGUUCCUCCCUCAGUUCCUCCCUCAGUUCCUCCCUCAGUUCCUUCCUCCCUCAGUUCCUCCCUCAGUUCCUCCCUCAGUUCUUCCCUCAGUUCCUCCCUCAGUUCCGCCCAAAGUUCCUUCCGCCCUCAGUUCCUCCCUCAGUUCCUCCCUCAGUCCUUCCCUCAGUUCCUCCCUCAGUUCCUCCCUCAGUUCCUCCCUCAGUUCCUUCCUCCCUCAGUUCCUCCCUCAGUUCCUCCCUCAGUUCCUCCCUCAGUUCCGCCCUCAGUUCCUCCCUCAAUUCCUUACUCCCUCAGUUCCUCCCUCAGUUCCUCCCUCAGUUCCUUCCUCCCUCAGUCCCUCCCUCAGUUCCUCCCUCAGUUCCUCCCUCAGUUCCUUCCUCCCUCAGUCCCUCCCUCAGUUCCUCCCUCAGUUCCUCCCUCAGUUCCUCCCUCAGUUCCUCCCUCAGUUCCUUCCUCCCUCAGUUCGUCCCUCAGUUCCUCCCUCAGUUCCUUACUCUCUCAGUUCCUCCCUCAGUUCCUCCCUCAGUUCCUCCCUCAGUUCCUCCCUCAGUUCCGCCCUCAGUUCCUCCCUCAGUUCCUCCCUCAGUUCCUUCCUCCCUCAGUUCCUCCCUCAGUUCCUCCUUCAGUUCCUCCCUCAGUUCCUCCCUCCCUCAGUUCCUCCCUCCCUCAGUUCCUCCCUCAGUUCCUCCCUCAGUUCCUCCCUCAGUUCCUUCCUCCCUCAGUUCUUCCCUCAGUUCCUCCCUCAGUUCCGCCCAAAGUUCCUUCCUCCCUUAGUUCCUCCCUCAGUUCCUCCCUCAGUUCCUUCCUCCCUCAGUUCCUCCCUCAGUUCCUCCCUCAGUUCUUCCCUCAGUUCCUCCCUCAGUUCCGCCCAAAGUUCCUUCCUCCCUCCGUCCCUCCCUCAGUUCCUCCCUCAGUCCUUCCCUCAGUUCCUCCCUCAGUUCCUCCCUCAGUUCCUCCCUCAGUUCCUCCCUCAGUUCCUCCCUCAGUUCCUCCCCCAGUUCCUCCCUCAGUUCCUCCCUCCCUCAGUUCCUCCCUCAGUUCCUCCCUCAGUUCCUUCCUCCCUCAGUUCCGCCCUCAGUUCCUCCCUCAGUUCCUCCCUCAGUUCCUCCCUCAGUUCCCCCCUCAGUUCCUCCCUCAGUUCCUCCCUCAGUUUCUCCCUCAGUCCCUUCCUCCCUCAGUUCCUCCCUCAGUUCGUCCCUCAGUUCCUUCCUCCCUCAGUUCCUCCCUCAGUUCCUUCCUCCCUCAGUUCCUCCCUCAGUUCCUCCCUCAGUUCCUCCCUCAGUUCCUCCCUCAGUUCCUCCCUCAGUUUCUCCCUCAGUUCCUCCCUCAGUUCCUCCCUCAGUUCCUUCAUCAGUUCCUCCCUCAGUUCCUCCCUCAGUUCCUCCCUCAGUUCCUCCCUCAGUUCCCCCCUCAGUUCCUCCCUCAGUUCCUCCCUCAUUCCUUCCUCACUCAGUUCCUCCCUCAGUUCCUUCCUCCCUCAGUUCCUCCCUCAGUUCCUCCCUCAGUUCCUCCCUCAGUUCCUUUCUCUCUCAGUUCCUCCCUCAUUUCCUCCCUCAGUUCCAUCCUCCCUCAGUUCCUCCCUCAGUCCCUCCCUCAGUUCCUCCCUCAGUUCCUCCCUCAGUUCCUCCCUCAGUUCCUUCCUCCCUCAGUUCCUCCCUCAGUUCCUCCCUCAGUUCCUUCCUCCCUCAGUUCCUCCUCAGUUCGUCCCUCAGUUUCUCCCUCAGUCCCUUCCUCCCUCAGUUCCUCCCUCAGUUCCUCCCUCAAUUCCUCCCUCAGUUCCUCCCUCAGUUCCUUACUCUCUCAGUUACUCCCUCAGUUCCUCCCUCAGUUCCUCCCUCAGUUCCUCCCUCAGUUCCUUCCUCCCUCAGUUCCUCCCUCAGUUCCUCCUUCAGUUCCUCCCUCAGUUCCUCCCUCCCUCAGUUCCUCCCUCCCUCAGUUCCUCCCUCAGUUCCUCCCUCAGUUCCUCCCUCAGUUCCUUCCUCCCUCAGUUCCUCCUCAGUUCGUCCCUCAGUUUCUCCCUCAGUCCCUUCCUCCCUCAGUUCCUCCCUCAGUUCCUCCCUCAGUUCCUCCCUCAGUUCCUUCAUCAGUUCCUCCCUCAGUUCCUCCCUCAGUUCCUCCCUCAGUUCCUCCCUCAGUUCCCCCCUCAGUUCCUCCCUCAGUUCCUCCCUCAGUUCCUCCCUUAGCUCCUCCCUCAGUUCCUCCCUCAGUUCCGCCCUCAGUUCCUCCCUCAGUUCCGCCCUCAGUUCCUCCCUCAGUUCCUCACUCAGUUCCUUCCUCACUCAGUUCCUCCCUCAGUUCCUUCCUCCCUCAGUUCCUCCCUCAGUUCCUCCCUCAGUUCCUCCCUCAGUUCCUUUCUCUCUCAGUUCCUCCCUCAUUUCCUCCCUCAGUUCCAUCCUCCCUCAGUUCCUCCCUCAGUCCCUCCCUCAGUUCCUCCCUCAGUUCCUCCCUCAGUUCCUCCCUCAGUUCCUUCCUCCCUCAGUUCCUCCCUCAGUUCCUCCCUCAGUUCCUUCCUCCCUCAGUUCCUCCUCAGUUCGUCCCUCAGUUUCUCCCUCAGUCCCUUCCUCCCUCAGUUCCUCCCUCAGUUCCUCCCUCAAUUCCUCCCUCAGUUCCUCCCUCAGUUCCUUACUCUCUCAGUUACUCCCUCAGUUCCUCCCUCAGUUCCUCCCUCAGUUCCUCCCUCAGUUCCUUCCUCCCUCAGUUCCUCCCUCAGUUCCUCCUUCAGUUCCUCCCUCAGUUCCUCCCUCCCUCAGUUCCUCCCUCAGUUCCUCCCUCAGUUCCUCCCUCAGUUCCUUCCUCCCUCAGUUCCUCCCUCAGUUCCUUCCUCCCUCAGUUCCUCCUCAGUUCGUCCCUCAGUUUCUCCCUCAGUCCCUUCCUCCCUCAGUUCCUCCCUCAGUUCCUCCCUCAAUUCCUCCCUCAGUUCCUCCCUCAAUUCCUCCCUCAGUUCCUCCCUCAGUUCCUUACUCACUCAGUUACUCCCUCAGUUCCUCCCUCAGUUCCUCCCUCAGUUCCUCCCUCAGUUCCUUCCUCAGUUUCUCCCUCAGUCCCUUCCUCCCUCAGUUCCUCCCUCAGUUCUUCCCUCAGUUCCUCCCUCAGUUCCUCCCUCAGUUCCUUCCUCCCUCAGUUCCUCCCUCAGUUCCUCCCUCAGUUCCUCCCUCAGUUCCUCCCUCAGUUCCUCCCUCAGUUCCUCCCUCAGUUCCUCCCUCAGUUUCUCCCUCAGUCCCUUCCUCCCUCAGUUCCUCCCUCAGUUCCUCCCUCAGUUCCUCCCUCAGUUCCUCCCUCAGUUCCUCCCUCAGUUCCUCCCCCAGUUCCUCCCUCAGUUCCUCCCUCCCUCAGUUCCUCCCUCAGUUCCUCCCUCAGUCCCUUCCUCCCUCAGUUCCUCCCUCAGUUCCUCCCUCAGUUCCUCCCUCAGUUCCUCCCUCAGUUCCUCCCUCAGUUCCUCCCUCAGUUCCUCCCCCAGUUCCUCCCUCAGUUCCUCCCUCCCUCAGUUCCUCCCUCAGUUCCUCCCUCAGUUCCUUCCUCCCUCAAUUCCUCCCUCAGUUCCUCCCUCAGUUCCUUCCUCCCUCAGUUCCGCCCUCAGUUCCUCCCUCAGUUCCUCCCUCAGUUCCUCCCUCAGUUCCUUCCUCCCUCAGUUCUUCCCUCAGUUCCUCCCUCAGUUCCGCCCAAAGUUCCUUCCUCCCUUAGUUCCUCCCUCAGUUCCUCCCUCUGUUCCUUCCUCCCUCAGUUCCUCCCUCAGUUCCUCCCUCAGUUCUUCCCUCAGUUCCUCCCUCAGUUCCGCCCAAAGUUCCUUCCUCCCUCCGUUCCUCCCUCAGUUCCUCCCUCAGUCCUUCCCUCAGUUCCUCCCUCAGUUCCUCCCUCAGUUCCUCCCUCAGUUCCUCCCUCAGUUCCUCCCUCAGUUCCUCCCUCAGUUCCUCCCUCAGUUCCUCCCCCAGUUCCUCCCUCAGUUCCUCCCUCCCUCAGUUCCUCCCUCAGUUCCUCCCUCAGUUCCUUCCUCCCUCAGUUCCGCCCUCAGUUCCUCCCUCAGUUCCUCCCUCAGUUCCUCCCUCAGUUCCCCCCUCAGUUCCUCCCUCAGUUCCUCCCUCAGUUUCUCCCUCAGUCCCUUCCUCCCUCAGUUCCUCCCUCAGUUCGUCCCUCAGUUCCUUCCUCCCUCAGUUCCUCCCUCAGUUCCUUCCUCCCUCAGUUCCUCCCUCAGUUCCUCGCUCAGUUCCGCCCUCAGUUCCUCCCUCAGUUCCUCCCUCAGUUCCUCCCUCAGUUCCUCCCUCAGUUCCUCCCUCAGUUCCUCCCUCAGUUUCUCCCUCAGUUCCUCCCUCAGUUCCUCCCUCAGUUCCUUCAUCAGUUCCUCCCUCAGUUCCUCCCUCAGUUCCUCCCUCAGUUCCUCCCUCAGUUCCCCCCUCAGUUCCUCCCUCAGUUCCUCCCUCAUUCCUUCCUCACUCAGUUCCUCCCUCAGUUCCUUCCUCCCUCAGUUCCUCCCUCAGUUCCUCCCUCAGUUCCUUUCUCCCUCAGUUCCUCCCUCAUUUCCUCCCUCAGUUCCAUCCUCCCUCAGUUCCUCCCUCAGUCCCUCCCUCAGUUCCUCCCUCAGUUCCUCCCUCAGUUCCUCCCUCAGUUCCUUCCUCCCUCAGUUCCUCCCUCAGUUCCUCCCUCAGUUCCUUCCUCCCUCAGUUCCUCCUCAGUUCGUCCCUCAGUUUCUCCCUCAGUCCCUUCCUCCCUCAGUUCCUCCCUCAGUUCCUCCCUCAAUUCCUCCCUCAGUUCCUCCCUCAGUUCCUUACUCUCUCAGUUACUCCCUCAGUUCCUCCCUCAGUUCCUCCCUCAGUUCCUCCCUCAGUUCCUUCCUCAGUUUCUCCCUCAGUCCCUUCCUCCCUCAGUUCCUCCCUCAGUUCUUCCCUCAGUUCCUCCCUCAGUUCCUCCCUCAGUUCCUUCCUCCCUCAGUUCCUCCCUCAGUUCCUCCCUCAGUUCCUCCCUCAGUUCCUCCCUCAGUUCCUCCCUCAGUUCCUUCCCCCAUCAGUUCCUCCCUCAGUUCCUCCCUCAGUUUCUCCCUCAGUCCCUUCCUCCCUCAGUUCCUCCCUCAGUUCCUCCCUCAGUUCCUCCCUCAGUUCCUCCCUCAGUUCCUCCCUCAGUUCCUCCCUCAGUUCCUCCCCCAGUUCCUCCCUCAGUUCCUCCCUCCCUCAGUUCCUCCCUCAGUUCCUCCCUCAGUCCCUUCCUCCCUCAGUUCCUCCCUCAGUUCCUCCCUCAGUUCCUCCCUCAGUUCCUCCCUCAGUUCCUCCCUCAGUUCCUCCCUCAGUUCCUCCCCCAGUUCCUCCCUCAGUUCCUCCCUCCCUCAGUUCCUCCCUCAGUUCCUCCCUCAGUUCCUUCCUCCCUCAAUUCCUCCCUCAGUUCCUCCCUCAGUUCCUUCCUCCCUCAGUUCCGCCCUCAGUUCCUCCCUCAGUUCCUCCCUCAGUUCCUCCCUCAGUUCCCCCCUCAGUUCCUCCCUCAGUUCCUCCCUCAGUUUCUCCCUCAGUCCCUUCCUCCCUCAGUUCCUCCCUCAGUUCGUCCCUCAGUUCCUUCCUCCCUCAGUUCCUCCCUCAGGUCCUUCCUCCCUCAGUUCCUCCCUCAAUUCCUCCCUCAGUUCCUCCCUCAGUUCCUCCCUCAGUUCCUCCCUCAGUUCCUUACUCUCUCAGUUCCUCCCUCAGUUCCUCCCUCAGUUCCUCCCUCAGUUCCUCCCUCAUUUCCUCCCUCAGUUCCUUCCUCAUCCUCCCUCAGUUCCUCCCUCAGGUCCGCCCUCAGUUCCUCCCUCAGUUCCUUCCUCCCUCGGUUCCUCCCUCAGUUCCUCCCUCAGUUCCUUCCUCCUCAGUUCCUCCCUCAGUUCCGCCCUCAGUUCCUCCCUCAGUUCCUCCCUCAGUUCCUCCCUCAGUUCCUCCCUCAGUUCCUCACUCAGUUCCUCCCUCAGUUCCUCCCUCAGUUCCUCCCUCAAUUCCUCCCUCAGUUUCUCCCUCAGUUCCUCCCUCAGUUCCUCCCUCAGUUCCUUCCUCCCUCAGUUCCUCCCUCAGUUCUUCCCUCAGUUCCUCCCUCAGUUCCUCCCUCAGUUCCUCCCUCAGUUCCUUCCCUCAGAUCGUAG
Molecule: messenger RNA, 6438 nt
Organism: Closterium sp. Naga37s-1
Lineage: Eukaryota; Viridiplantae; Streptophyta; Zygnematophyceae; Desmidiales; Closteriaceae
Source: the annotation of a GenBank genome assembly